GCCAAAGGGAUGUGAAAUGCGUCGUAUCCAUGGACGGGAACGAAACCAUCGUCUCAUCAAAGACAGGUCAGGUCAAUCGCUUCCGCUAUGAUCAUUGCUUCUGGUCAUUUGACAAGGUCAAAGGUCAAUACUCUGCCCAGGAGAAUGUGUAUGAAAGAGUCGGGAGACCGCUGCUAGACAGUGCUUUUGAAGGGUACAAUACGUGUAUGUUUGCAUACGGGCAGACUGGUUCCGGGAAAUCAUAUACUAUCAUGGGAUACAACAAAGAGACGGGAAUCAUUCCAAGAUUCUGCCGAGAGCUUUUCAGACGAGUUGAUGCUCACCAAGAAGAAAGGGCCAAGUUUACGAUUGAGAUAAGUUUCUUUGAGAUCUACAAUGAGAAGAUUCAUGAUCUACUGGCGUCGUCUUCAGACGCUGAUAAAGACGUCGGCAAGAAGCGAGCAGCACUGAAAGUCAGAGAGCAUCCGGUUCAGGGUCCGUAUGUUGAAGGAUUGUCAACGUUUGUCGCAAAUUCUUACGGAGACAUACACAGCUGGAUUGCGCUUGGUAAUAAACAACGGGCGACCGCAGCAACGGGAAUGAACGACAAAUCCAGUCGCUCUCAUUCUGUCUUUACUAUCGUGAUGACCAAAACAAAGGCUGAGUUGAUCGAAGGGGAUGAGCAUACCCACAAUGUUACCAGUAAGAUUAAUCUAGUUGACCUAGCAGGAAGUGAAAGGUGUACAUCGGCUCAGACUACUGGAGACAGACUCAAGGAAGGAGCGAAUAUAAAUCGAUCUCUGAUGACUCUGGGGAAGGUCAUAUCCCAGCUAGCGGAGAAGUCUGUGAAUAGACGGAAGAAGUUCUUCAUUCCAUACCGAGACAGCAUCCUGACCUGGCUUUUGAAGGAGAGCUUAGGGGGAAACGCUAAGACAGCCAUGAUUGCUACUAUCAGCCCAUCAAGCUUGCACGUUGAAGAAACAUUGAGUACACUACGCUAUGCUAAACAAGCAAGAUCUAUCAUUAAUAUUGCCAAGGUCAAUGAGGAUCCUAAUGCUAGACUUAUCAGAGAACUGAGAGCAGAGAUCACACGUUUACGCGGUCAAGGGUUCACAACGCCAACCCGAUCCCGCCUGCCCUCCCAGAACACUCCGAAAGACGUGGAGAAAAUCGCCCACACAGAAGCCAUCAAGGAGUCAUUGGCCGAGAUUGCCGAACUGAGGAGGAAGUUGACUGAGUCUGAGCAUCAUAUGAAGGAAGCAGAGGGGUCUUGGAAGCAGAGACUGAAGGAGAGUGAGAUGAGACGAGUCAAUGAAAUCAGGGAGAUGGAGAAAUCUGGGGUCACUUUCAAGGUUGACAACACUCUCCCUAACCUGGUCAAUCUCAAUGAAGACCCACAGCUGUCUGAAGUGCUACUGUAUGUCUUAAGAGAGGGACAGACCAGGCUAGGAAAGACGGACGGACACUCGUGUCAUCAGAUACAGCUUUCUGGAGCUCUGGUCGAGGAUGAUCACUGUUUAAUAUCCAACAAAGAGGGCGCUGUAACGGUUAAACCAGUCGGCGAUGCGCAGACCUUUAUCAAUGGUAGUCUUAUAUCAAGUCGUCAUACCCUUAAACAUGGUGAUCGGGUAGUUAUUGGUGACCACUACUUCAGAUUCAACCAUCCACAGCAAGUUCACGAUGGGUCCCGGUCAUGCGAGAGUUCCGUCGGGGCAGUGGACUUUGAGUUCGCUAGGAACGAGCUGGUCGCAGCCCAAAGUGCAAGGCUGGAGGCAGAGCUGGAAGAGGAACGGCUGAAAAACCAUCAAGAGAAAAUUGCAGGAAUCAGACGAGCUCAGGAAGCAGCACAACUUGAACUGUCUGAACAGAGAAAACAGUACGAGUCCAAAAUACAGCAACUUUGUAUGCAGCUGGAUCAGCAGCUGGAGCAACAGGAGAACUCAGACCAUAAUAGAGAGGACACUGAGAGACAGAUACAAGAACUCAAUGUACAGAAUAAGAUGUUGGAGAGUCAGUUAUCAAGCAGCAGGCGUCGGCUACAGCUAGAAGUUCAAGCAGUCCAGCACGAUCUCAAGGAGACGGAGGCUUAUCAGUCGCACAUCUUCCAUGAGUUGGAGAUUGAGAAGAGGAAAGCAGAGACCGAGAUGGACAAGAUGAGAUGGGCUAAGGAGAGCAAGGAGGAGGCCAGGAAGAAAGGAGUGGCACAGCUAGCUUCUACAACCAAGAGUAGGAGAGGUCUGCUGCAGCUUUCCAUGUGGCUUCAAGAAGCUAACAAUAUCAGUAAGAAACUGAACAAGCACACUGUUUUCAAUCGCCAAGAUGCAUCAUCGAGUAAUGGCGCCAGUAGCUCGGCAGGUCUUCAAAUCAAGGUGACCAAUAAUCGUCUUGGAAUCGUCACCUUCUGGUCUCUGGAUAAAUUUGAAGACAAACUCCUGCAGAUGAGAGAACUGUUCAAGUAUGCUGAGAGGGGAAGACACACAAGCGAUGAUGAUGUCUUCUACAAUUCGAAUGACGACUGGGAGAAAGACUACAAGAUUGACUCGCCACUGACCCCAUUCAAAAGGUGUUUUGGUGGAUCCUCUACCCCGAGUCGCUGGACCAGCGGAGGUAGCAGUGUCUCAUCCAGACCUGGGUCUAAUAGCAGCUUUGGGAGUGCAACCAACAGGAAUGACUCGGUCAAUGGAGGUAGUAACCUCACAAACCUCUGUAGGAGGCUCCUCCAAACCUCACUCAUGACGCCUCCGAGAGGCUACACAGAGACCAUGCCUGACCGUAUCAUGUCCAACAUGCAGAUGAUCAAGACCUCUGUGACUGGUAUACAAGACGCCUGUAGAGCAAGGAAUGAAGCGUUGAAUGGAUCAGGUGAUCUCACCAGCGCCUCAAGUGUCGACAACCUCCUCCUCCAAGCCACAACCUCCAUGGAAUUUCUGAGGAAUCUCAUCCCCUUGUGGGAUUUCAAUUCUUACCAGAAAAAAAGAAAUCUAAAUGCUGAGGAUCAGUCGCACAAAGACAUCAAGGAGCAGCUGAUUGAAACAGCAAGAAAGAUGACAGGUCACUUGAUGAAAGUGUUACAGGGUUAUGAGGGGGACAUUGAUAGCAUGAUUGCUGAAGGAACCACCCAGAUCCACCAGUGCCUGAUCUUCCUUGCUAAGCUGAUUGGUGAGGUCUCCAUGAUGAUGGGCCAGGAGGAACUCGUCAUGUUCAGGGAAGAGAACGGUCAAAUGGAAGACACUGCUGUGGGUCAUGAAUUGAAGCAAGGUUUCCUGAACGGUGCUGAUGUCUUAAUUGAUAAGACCCUACAGCGAGGUCUGAAUGCAGUGACUAGCUGCGAGGCUGCUCUACAAGUUACCCUCGGACCGGACAGCAACAUGUCUCAGUUUGCAGACGGUGCCCUGCAACAUUGCCUCACGACGACCACAUCGGUGAAGAUUCUUCUUCACAAAUGCCAGGAUAUCCAGUUUGAGUUGGCCAGCGUGCUGGACGGCCGAGACAGACGGUCAGUCAGUGCCUACGGCCAGAGCUAUCGAAGGGCCGGGAGCAUGAUCAGACAGACGGAGGACUUGACCAGCGCCAUGUGUGCCAUCAAUAGAAUCAUGGGUCCGCUGGAGUCAGGUGAUGAAAUCGAUUGGGACCAACUCUCCAAUAACCUCGAGGCCCUUCUUCAGUUGUCCUCCGACCUGACCUUGACCUCAUCUUCCUGUAGCAUCCUGCCGACACCGAGUUGCAGCGAUUGCUCCUACGCAUCAGUGGAGUCGGCGGCUUCGUCGAACACCUUGGCCUGUCGGCCAAACCAUUUGGUGUCCCUUGCUGGGCAGCAGCUUCUUCAGUCCCUGGCGAGAUUCAAAGAGUUCCUGAAGAGCGAGGAAAGUCUUGGGAGGAGCGUUGAAGAAGAGGAUAGCGUAGGUACUCAGAUAAAUUAAAAGUUUUAAGAUUGUAGGAUAUUUAUUCACAUUGUUAUUUUCUUCUGGGUCUAGAAUAAGGGAGAACAAGGGGCCAGCAAAAAAAAAUGUUCAGAAAUUACUGGAGUUGUCGACAUAGCUUGGCUGCCUUCUUAACUUGAGCUUAGCCGUCAUCCUCUAACCACUUUACAAAUAUCUUUACCUAGACCCAAUUUCAUAAAGCUAGCAAAAUUCCUAAGCAAAAUAUUGAGUGGGUCACCAGUUUGAUCAAUGUUAACCUUAUGGAAUCUAGGCUGGUAAUCAGUUUCUGUUAAGCAAGAUUAUUAAGCAUUUAGGUACGCUAUUCAUGGUAAAACCAUAUCACAGCAUUUACAAAG
This is a messenger RNA of Asterias rubens (European starfish), 4255 nucleotides long. RefSeq names its product kinesin-like protein KIF14. Gene Ontology annotation, biological process: microtubule-based movement. Gene Ontology annotation, molecular function: microtubule motor activity; microtubule binding; ATP binding. The coding region runs from base 30 to 3899 and encodes 1289 amino acids. The transcript has 26 exons. NCBI's taxonomy places the organism in Eukaryota, Metazoa, Echinodermata, Asteroidea, Forcipulatida, Asteriidae. The record is from RefSeq and is a predicted model, not a curated record.